This is a messenger RNA of Doryrhamphus excisus (bluestripe pipefish), 1787 nucleotides long. RefSeq names its product BICD family like cargo adaptor 2 (gene bicdl2). The record is from RefSeq and is a predicted model, not a curated record. Lineage: Eukaryota; Metazoa; Chordata; Actinopteri; Syngnathiformes; Syngnathidae. Gene Ontology annotation, biological process: vesicle transport along microtubule; Golgi to secretory granule transport.
GUUCCACUGCCAAGGGAACCAGCUGAACCUCUCCUGCGCAAACACACACACACACACACACUCACCAAACAGGAAGACUAUUACACUUUAGCGUGAGUUGGACUUUCAGGAAGGAUUGAAUGAUACCAGCAUCAGCACCACAGGGAAGGACAUGGAUUAAUUGGAUUACACACCAUUCAAAGCCUUUCAGGAAAUAAAUGAGAGUUAUUCCUUGGACCUGUGACGAUGUCCUCCGACUGACUCCUGACUCCUGACUGACCAUGUUCACCCCCAAGAACAGUCUUCCUUCCCCCAGUUUGGAGGAUUCCUUUUUCCCUCUCUCGUCAUCCUCUUCCAUCUCUCUCUCCUUCGCACUCCCCACAUCCAAGUUGGCUAACGGCGGCAUCGAUACUGGAGGAGACAUAGAGACAGACCUGAUUCUGGCAGCAGAGCUGGGACAGGCACUGCUGGAGAAGAAUGAGGAACUGGCCGCCGCUCUGGCAGAGAAAGACAGGGAGGUGGAGACGUUACAGCAGCAGAAGCAUGUUCUGCAAAGAAGGAUGGAGAUGAACGAACUAGCAUCCGGACAGAAGGAGGCCGAACUGAACGGAGAUUUGGCCGCCUUACGGGCCGAGCUCGAGCGUCAUCAGUGUCUCGGUCGAGAUCGGAGAAGAGAUGAGAGCGAACAGCUGACCCAGUUAGCCAAUCACAACCAGCGCCUGGUGGAGCAACUAUCAGAGGCUGUGACGCUGGAACAUAACUUGAGGACUGAGAUUCGUACCCUGAGAGACGAGAUGGACGAGUCCUCUUUCAGCCGGAAUAUCAGCUCCACACAAUUAGAAAACACACAAGCAGAGAACCGCAUUUUGAAGGAGCGUCUGACACACAUGGAAGCCCAGCUGAAGGCCUCCCAAGAGGACAGCGACAGGCUGCGCUCCGAGCGAGAUGUCCUGAGGGACAGAGUGUCAGAUCUGCAGGUCCAGCUGAAGGAGAAAGAGGCGGAGAUAGAGCAGGAGCAAGGGGUGGUGUUUGAGUUGCGUACCAUGAAUCGCUCUCUGCAGCAAAAUGCCCUAAGCCUGGGAGAAGAUAGCAUCCUGGACAUUACACACACACAACCUUUGUCACUGCUUAGUGAAAUUCAGCAAUCCCAGGCCAAAGAUGCACUCCUGGCACACUCUGUGGUGCUGCAAGCAAGAGAUGAUGAGAUAACAGCCCUGAAAGAAGAGUUGAAACACCAACAAGAAGAGUUGGAUUUACUGACGAAGGAAAUGGAGCCGUUUCGCAGCAAUCCCGGACAGCCGAGUUACAGUUCCUUAGAGAAUGAGCUGACCACAGUGAGACAGGAGAAAGACUUACUGAACCAUCAGCUUCUCAACACCAUCCAACAUAAGGUGGCGCUGUCUCAAGAGCUGGAUGCUUGGCAGGAGGACAUGCGCUUAGUGAUCAAUCAGCAGGUGCUGCAAAAGGAGGAGGACCGAAUAAAACAAAUGCAGCGGGAGCAAAUGAGCACAGGAGGACUCCAAAGAAGCAAGUCUUUAAAAUUGAAAGGCGAAGCAGGAAAAGGAUUCUUCUCCUCUCUUUUCAGAGACAAAUAACACAGAACGGUUGCCAUUGUACAGUGACAAAAUAUCAGUAACGACAAAAUGUUUAUAUAUAUUUGUAUUUAUGAAUGUACAGUACAGAAAUAUGUUCCGUUAUUAUGGCUUUAUAUUAAAAAUGUUUAACUGGAUCUUGUGGACAACUUUGUUUAACCUGUUUCUAAAUCUUAUUACAAACCUUGUUUUAUGUUUUGCCUCGGUUUUCAGACA